CGACUAGUCACAACAUUGCUAGAGAAACGGCGGUCCUCGUGCCGCCUCCACCGCCAUCUAGCCGCCUCCGCGGGUCGCGAUUCCACGUUGGGGCUCUAAAUAAUAUUGAUUGGCAUGUUCUCAGCGGUGAUUGUUUAGUAAGUCAGCGGAAGCUAAAAUGGGCAAUUCGUUUACGAUUAACAUGGAAGAGAAUUUCCGAAAAAAUCAAGAGUUCAUCACCGAAAUGAACACGAUAAAAAUCGAAAGGCAAAUCCAGAUGAGGAACCAAAUGAGGGAGAGACUCGUGGCUUUGGAGAUUGCUAAAUCGAGAGAAUUGUUCUUUUGGUUCAGCGCUUUUUAUUUGACGAGUUUCACUUGGGCUGUUACUUGCUACAGAUAUAAAAGGAAGCCGGUAUUUUUAGUACCAUUAGUGCCGUUAACGUUCAUCAUCGCCUAUCAGGCGGAUCUUGCUUACGGCACAAAGUUGCAUCGUAUUAUAGUUGAAUCUGAACAUAUUUUAAAAUUCGAACGUGAUUUAUUGCAAUUACCGCUAGGAGUACCUACGGCGUCCGCACUUGACCAGAAACGCAUGGAGAAUGAUGAAAACAAAAAGUUGCACCUCGUAGUGACUUCGUGAAAUAAUAUAAAUUUCAAUUAUGCAUUUUAAACGUGAAAUUUUCGACUUGUGAUAAAAUUAAGCAAUUCCUGUGUCUCAAACGUUGUUUCAAAUUUCGUCUUUUACUGUGUAUUACCUUAAAAUUAUAUAUUCUAUUAUAAUAAAAAACUUAUUAUAAUAUUAGUUGGGUCCAUUUAAAAAUGUAGUUUAUUAAACUUAAAAUGUGCA
This is a messenger RNA of Phyllotreta striolata, 823 nucleotides long. NCBI's taxonomy places the organism in Eukaryota, Metazoa, Arthropoda, Insecta, Coleoptera, Chrysomelidae. The record is from the annotation of a GenBank genome assembly.